Messenger RNA from Microtus oregoni (creeping vole), 881 nucleotides. RefSeq names its product zymogen granule membrane protein 16-like. The record is from RefSeq and is a predicted model, not a curated record. Lineage: Eukaryota; Metazoa; Chordata; Mammalia; Rodentia; Cricetidae. The coding region runs from base 306 to 746 and encodes 146 amino acids. The transcript is spliced from 3 exons.
UCUGCACUUUGCCAAUUCCGUGCCUGGAAAUCCAAAAUCCUGAAGGUGCAGCACCCUCGGGCGCGCACCACUUAGUGACAGACUACAGGGCCUGUCCCUGGGAAACGUUGCUUUCAGGGAGCCUAAGUGAGCCCGAGAAGGUGGAAUUGCUGUGCGUUUUAACAGAGGCUUUAGGCAAGUGAGAAGUCGUCAUUGGUCGAAUCUGAGAGAGGGGCGGGACCCGGGUAAUUCCAAAGAGAGCAGCCAGUCCCAAAGAACGCAGGCGUGUGGACGCUGGGGCUAAGGCGAGGCCGAGGCGGCGGGAGAUGGCGGAAGCCAAUUCAGUUCAGUCCAGGUCCUCUUAUAGUGGGGAAUAUGGUGGUAACGGAGGAAAACGGUUCUCCCAUUCUGGCAACCAGCUGGACGGCCCCAUCACCGCCAUCCGUGUCCGAUCCAACUCACUUUACAUCACUGGUCUCCAAGUUCGCUAUGGCACAGUGUGGAGCGAAUACGUGGGUGGCAAACACGGAGACCUGGAGGAGAUCUUUCUGCACCCUGGGGAAUCCAUGAUCCAGGUGUCUGGCAAAUAUAGGUUUUUCGUGAAGCAGCUGAUCAUCGUGACAGACAAAGGCCGCAAGCUGACUUUUGGAGAAGACUCAGGCAUAAGUUUCAAUGCCGUUCCCUUGCACCCCAACACCGUCCUCCGCUUCAUUAGUGGCCGAUCUAGCACUGGCAUCAAUGCCAUCAGCCUACACUGGGAUGUAUAGCCUAGCCAGUGCAGCACUUGCUGAAGCCCACCUUUUUCUCUGGCGGGGUGCUGUGGUGGGAGGGAGAACUCCCUUAUCACCAAGCCCCAUGCAAAUGUGCAAAUAGCUUAAUAAAAGGAUAUGAAUGAGACCAUG